Molecule: messenger RNA, 999 nt
Organism: Malaya genurostris
Lineage: Eukaryota; Metazoa; Arthropoda; Insecta; Diptera; Culicidae
Product: syntaxin-3-like
Exons: 4
Coding region: 130-999 (289 amino acids)
Biological process (GO): intracellular protein transport; vesicle fusion; vesicle-mediated transport
Cellular component (GO): SNARE complex; membrane; endomembrane system
Molecular function (GO): SNARE binding; SNAP receptor activity
Source: RefSeq, a predicted model, not a curated record
GUCAGUUCUUUUGCGUUUGUUAAUAGCAGUGGAGUGUUGAUUUUGGUUGUUUCACUUUGGCUUUGGCGAUUGUCAUGGGAUUGAUUAUUUACUAACGAUUAUACCUAAAAAUGACACGAGAUCGCCUCAAUGAAAUGCUGGAGGUUUAGAAGUACGUUCAAGGACUUUGAAUACAAGUUUGUACAGGAACAUGAAUUUUGGACCUUAUAUAAUCAAGAACGAAUUCUAGAUGAUUUGGAUCGGUUUUCGGAAAUCGCCGAAUGGAUUCGGAGCCUACAGCGAAACAUUUUGGAUGUGGAAGUAAAUAUUUUCUCCGAGGGUUUUGACAAAGCAGUACGAAAGUUGAAAGAAAAUGCUCAACUAUGUUAUAAGAUAUACUCGGCUGUGAAACGGAUGCAGAAUGACCUGUCGAAGCAACAAUGGCGAGCUCAGGAAGAGAUUGUCAGUCGUGUUCGAUCGAUGCAAUAUGAAAGCAUCAAAGCUGCCUACCUGAAGGCGUACUGGAAAUACGACGCGGUAGUACGGCGUUUUGAGGAAACGAUCAAACAAAAUAGUUUCUCUCUAUCUUCCAGGGAAUACAGCGAUCAAUUCGAGUGCAACCAAUCCGAUCAUGAUUUACGAUGGUCACAAUGUCGGAGACAAGCUUACCAGGAAGAUACUGUAGAUGAUGCGUUGGAGGAGCUCGAUGCUUUGGUAGAUCGCCAUCAAGAAUUGCGGACACUUGAGCGUUCAUUGGUAGAAAUGCGCGAUCUGUUUGUCUUGUUUUCCACUCUGGUAAUGCAACACGGUAGUCUUCUCAAUCUGAUAGAAGGGAAUGUACAGAUUGCGUCCGAUCAUGUUGCAAGGGCAGUUGAAAAUUUGGAACUCGCUCGGGAGUAUCAGUGGAAAUCGAAUGGAAGAGAUUGUUUAUGUUUCAAUCGGAUAACGAUUUUACUGUUAGUUUUGAUCGUGUUAUCGAUGAUUGUAUGUAUACUGAUAAUAAAAAAGUUUAUAUUGUAG